UCCACUCACACUUUGGCUUUUUGGUUGUUUAUUAGAAACCAGUAUAAAGGAAGCUUAAUUAAUUCUUUAUUUUUAAAGGAAAAACACACUUUAAAAUGUUUCAAACAAUGAAGCUUUUUUCAUACUUCUUGGAAGACUCUUCCACAGACCAACCGAUUUCCAAGUCCGGACAUUGGUCUGAUGUUCAGUCUAAAUCUCUCUUAUCUUCAGUUCAUUACACCUGCAGCACCCUGAACAAUCCGUGUCCUUCAUUGGUAUUUACACCUGUCAAAUGCUAUGGUCACCAUGCAGAGGUGAAUAUAAGCUCCCAGUUCAAUGAGCAAUGGGGCACCAACCACCUGCAGCAGCACUUUCCCUCUUGGCACCACAACCCCGAUCCCAGCAUCGUGCUGAAAGGAGGCCUGGGGAGGAAGGGCUGCAGAGUGAGCCCUCACCGCAUUUACCCCACAGUGGCGGCGCCUGUCCUGCUGGGCUGGGCCUGGCGCUCCCCACUCCAGGCAUGGGGACUCUGAUGGAAGAUCGGUUGGGCCAAACCUGAGUGGUGUUGCAACUGCAGGAACCAGGUUGCAAUGCCCAGAGCAGGGAGCCAAGCCCAGCCCAACUGGACAAGAGCCACUGCUGCAGGGUUUGCUCUCCAGCAUCCCCUUCGGCCCAGGGCCCCCCUCCUCACUGGAUUUGGGGCUGUGGUGUACAUGGUACCACUGUGGUGAUCAGUGCACCCAGAGCUGGGCCCAGACCCAUGGGGUGGGAGUCGCCACUGCAGGAUUUCUGUGGGCGCCAUUGCAUGUUAGCAUCUUAACAGAGCUAAAGCCGCCUGUUACCAUGUCUGUUGACUUCAGAUCAUUAUUUAGCUGAGCUAAACAUAUCAUCUCAUCCGUCCACAUAAUCAAAUCUUCCCCCUUGUCUUUUUUGUUACUUUUCUCUAAAUUCUCUCCAUUUUGUUUCUGACAAGAAGCCCAGAUCUGAAAUCUGUAUUACACAUGUAGUCUCAAGAAGAACAGAGGGAUUUACCUCUUUGCUGUGUGAUGUGAUGCCUCUAUUUAUUAAGUCCAAAAUUACACAGCUGUUUGUGCACACUGUGUUGCAUUGCUUACUCAGACAUUAGGCACUGUUAGGGCUACUUGAUCUCUUGGGAGUUGAUGCAUGAAACUACCCACCAAGGCUCAACUCUCAGUAAUUUGCAGUUCAAGGAGACAGUAAUGAUCUUUAAUAACCUGAACAGUCUGGAAUCCUAUUAGCCGAGGACUGUCCCGCUCUCUCACCUCAUCACCUUGGUCACUCUUGCAAAUAGCCCUACAGUAGAAGUCUCCAGGAAUAGCAGCAGUUUUUUCACUACUUUGGAAUUCACUCCCUUUAAUGGGCUAACAAAAUGAGAAGUGAAACUUAAGGCAUAGCAUAGGAAUAAUUUUUCUUUUGACUUUUUUUUUUUUUUUAAUUUUAAACAGGAAAAAAAGGCAAAGCCCAUUACAUUUGAUGGUGGCAAAUUUAUAACACCGGGAGUUACUUUCAAGGGAGAACUCCAAAUUUAAACUCAGCGGGUUACUUGUCCAAAUCAAGUUCCUAAAACACACAGGUGAUACUUGUAACAGUGGGUGGUAGGGCCAAGGGAGAGCGGCGCUUAGACCCCCCAGUGACCCAUGGAGAACACAGGUAGCUAAGGCAUCAGCUGUGGCAGAGGAUACGUAGUUAUAGCUCCUCUGCCUCCAGCAUGGGCCUCAGCCCCACUCUAGGGCUAGCUGCAUUCUCCAGGCUCAGCCCAUCUCCUGCCCAUCUAAACCUGGCCCUCUGGACUAGGCAGCUGCUGCCCGGCUGAGAGGCUGCGCUCCUCUAGCAGCCUGCCUCGGCCAGGUCCUAGCAUCUUGCUACCCUCCCAUCAGUGACUUCUGCGCAUGCGCGUCCUUCUUCUCGCUGCACCAGGCGCAUGCGCACUGCCAGCUGGGUGGCGGGAACCCAGGCGCGCUUUUCCAACGCUUGUUCUCUUUAAAAACAACCCCACCCUCAAAAAAAAAACAACCACGCAUGCGCACCCUGCAUCUCCUCCGGGUCGCCCGUCCGGCUUGCGGCGCAUGCGCGCUACCGCGCUGUCUGGCGUGGUGCACGGUGGGAAGGAGGCGGCUCUGUCCCGGCGGAGGGUGGCGGUGAAUCCUCCCGGCCGCUCACAGCAGUGUAGAGCCGCUUCCCCCCCCCGCCCGGAGGGAGCGCGGAUUUAAAGGGGCAGAGACCCCGGCACGGGGACCAUGCCGAACUUCUGCGCGGCUCCCAACUGCACCCGCAAGAGCACCCAGUCCGACCUGGCCUUCUUCCGCUUCCCGCGGGACCCGGUCAGAUGUCAGAGGUGGGUGGAGAACUGUCGAAGGGCAGAUUUAGAAGAUAAAACUCCAGAUCAGCUGAACAAGCACUACAGAUUAUGUGCCAAACACUUUGAGACCUCUAUGAUAUGUAGAAGCAGUCCUUACAGAACAGUUUUACGAGAUAAUGCUGUGCCAACUAUAUUUGACCUUACAAGUCACUUGAACAAUCCACACAGCAGGCACAGAAAGAGAAUAAAAGAGUUGAGUGAAGAUGAAAUAAGAACAUUGAAGCAGCAAAAGAUUGAUGAAGCCUUUGAACGGGAACAGGCAAAUCAAGAGUUGAAUGAGAGCAGUGCUCAGAACACUGUUUCAGAAGAAGGAGGAGAAGAGCAAGAAGAGGAAGUUGUUCCUUUAACGCUGGAAGAGAGGGAAAACAAAGAUUACCUUAAAUCUUUAUUUGAAAUUUUGAUCCUCAUGGGCAAACAAAAUAUUCCUUUGGACGGCCAUAAUGCUAAUGAACUUCCAGAAGGUAUCUUCACCCCAGAUAAUUUUCAAGCUUUGUUGGAAUGCAGAAUAAAUGCUGGAGAUGAGGUUCUGAGAAAACGAUUUGAGAUGGCUGCAGUAAACCUGGAGUAUUGUUCUAAAACGCAACAGAAACAGAUGCUUGAGAUCUGUGAGAGCUGUGUAAGAGAAGAGACGCUCCGGGAAGUAAGAGACUCCCACUUCUUUUCCAUUGUCACUGAUGAGGUAGUAGAUAUAGCAGGUGAGGAGCACUUACCAGUGUUGGUCAGGUUUGUUGAUGAGUCCCACAAUCUGAGAGAAGAAUUUGUAGGGUUUUUGCCUUAUGAGGCAGAUGCUGAAAUUUUAGCUGUUAAGUUCCAUACAACUAUUAUUGAAAAAUGGGGUCUAAACAUGGAGUACUGUCGAGGUCAAGCCUAUAUUGUCUCCAGUGGAUUUGCUUCAAAAAUGAAAAUUGUAGCUACAAGACUCUUGGAAAAGUAUCCACAAGCUGUGUACACGCUCUGUUCCUCUUGUGCUCUAAAUGUAUGGUUGGCAAAAUCCGUCCCUGUUGUUGGCGUUUCUAUCGCUUUAGGGACGAUAGAAGAAGUUUGUUCAUUUUUUAAUCAGUCACCACAGUUGUUAGUAGAACUGGACAACAUAAUCUCUGUUCUUUUUCAGAACAGUGAGGAAAAGAGUAAUGAACUGAAAGAGAUUUGCCAUUCUCAGUGGACAGGUAGACAUGAUACUUUUGAGAUUUUAGUGGACCUAAUGCAAGCACUGGUACUGUGCUUGGAUGGUAUAAGCAGUGAUGUGUCUGUCAGGUGGAGUAACUUCGUUGUUGGACGAGCAUUUGUACUUUCAAGUGCAUUAACAGAUUUUGACUUCAUCGUCACUGUUGUAGUUCUGAAAAACGUUCUGUCUUUUACAAGAGCCUUUGGAAAAAAUCUCCAAGGCCAAACAUCAGAUGUGUUCUUUGCAGCCAGCAGCUUAACAGCAGUGUUGCAUUCGCUGAAUGAAGUGAUGGAGAAUAUUGAAGUUUAUCAUGAAUUUUGGUUUGAAGAAGCAACAAAUUUGGCCACAAAGCUAGAUGUACAAAUUAAACUCCCUGGAAAAUUUCGCAGGGCACAGCAAGGUAGUUUGGACUCUGAUGUAACAUCAGAAAAUUACUACAAAGAAGCACUUAGUGUUCCAACUGUAGAGCACAUUAUUCAGGAAUUAAAAGAUAUAUUCUCAGAACAACACCUAAGAGCUCUUAAAUGUUUAUCUUUAGUGCCCUCAGUCAUGGGACAACUAAAAUUUAAUACGUCUGAGGAACAUCAUGCUGAUAUGUACAAAAAUGACCUACCUAAUCCAGAUACACUCUGUGCAGAACUUCAUUGUUGGAGAAUCAAAUGGAAGCAUAGAGGAAAAGAUAUUGAGCUUCCAGCUACCAUUUAUGAAGCACUUCAUUUGCCUGACAUAAAGUUUUUCCCUAAUGUGUAUGCAUUGCUUAAAGUUCUGUGCAUCCUUCCAGUGAUGAAAGUGGAGAAUGAGAAAUAUGAAGUAGGACGAAAGCGCUUGAAGGCGUACCUGAAAAACACCUUGACAGAACAGAGGUCAAGUAACUUAGCUUUGCUUAAUAUAAACUUUGAUAUAAAACAUGACUUGGAUUUAAUGGUGGACACCUACAUCAAACUCUAUCCAGACAAAGUAGAAUUUCAAGAAGACUUUCUUCCCUCAAACAAUUCAGAAGUAACUGAAGAUGCUUAGAAAAAAAUCUUUAAUCUGUUUGUUGAAACAGUUUUUCUAUUCAGACUUUAACAUCAAGAGGAAAACUAUAAAAUGUAUGUAAUCUACUUAAUCAUUACAAUUGUAUUUCCAUUUUAGACCUCAGAUUGAAGAAGCAGUGGCCAGUAACACAAGUUAUGUUCUGUUGAUCCACAUUAAAUUACUAUUAUGUGAACAAAAACACCUUUGAAAAUAAACAAGUGUGCUUCACAAAGACAGUUCUCAAACGCUUCAUCUGAUUGGCAUGACUAGGUGCUCAUUUUUGUUGUGUCAUUUUGGAAAAGUAAUUUAUGAUCACUGUGGAUCCUAUGGAGUUGUUUCAUACUUAUGUAUAAAAAAAUGCAGGAAAACAAGGUAGAAUGAAAUCCAUUGCUUACCAGUUACUACUAGGAUUUGUGGUUUAUUUGGAAACUGUUUAAAAAAUAAGGAAAUGGUAUAUUUGAAUAACUGAGUGGAGAGUGAAUUCUUCUAUCACAGUCAUCACACUGUGGACUGUGUUCUCCACAUCAAGUGAAUAUCAGUGAGUGUGAAGGUACGUUAAGGUUUCAAUGGAAGAGCUAGCCUUUCUCAAUCACCUGAUUGUAUUGUUUACAUUCCUUUGUGUGAGCCGCACAACUAUUUUUUCUUUUUAAGCUUUUAACAGGUAUGAAUUGAAUAUUAAAUCUAAAAUCCUGAAAGAUCCUGACUGUAAAAUGUAUUCCAUAAGCAUCUAAAAUUAUUUGGUUUUGUCUUUACUGUUACACAAAAGUGUAUCUAUUGCCUCCCAUCUUUAUUUGUAAACAUACCCUGGAAAAAUUAGAAAUAAGUUUGUUGUUUGUCCAGAAGUGACUUGGAAAAUAUUGCUGUUAUUUUUGGCACAAAGUAAACAAUUUUGUAUAGUUUUAUUUCAAUCUAAAAUAAAAUGUGAAUUUGC
Messenger RNA from Malaclemys terrapin pileata, 5472 nucleotides. It is a transcript of the gene THAP12, whose product is annotated as THAP domain containing 12. Lineage: Eukaryota; Metazoa; Chordata; Testudines; Emydidae. Gene Ontology annotation, molecular function: protein dimerization activity. The record is from RefSeq and is a predicted model, not a curated record. The coding region runs from base 2238 to 4541 and encodes 767 amino acids. The transcript has 5 exons.